Molecule: messenger RNA, 2778 nt
Organism: Camelus dromedarius (Arabian camel)
Lineage: Eukaryota; Metazoa; Chordata; Mammalia; Artiodactyla; Camelidae
Gene: C15H2orf78
Product: chromosome 15 C2orf78 homolog
Exons: 4
Coding region: 1-2778 (925 amino acids)
Source: RefSeq, a predicted model, not a curated record
AUGUGCUCUUUGGCUUCAGCCACUCAGCCAUCCUCUAGUACCGUAUCCUCGUUGCUCAUAUCUGCAGUGGAUAUUUCUUCUUCUCUGACCAUGUCAGAAAAUUUCCAAAAUCCAUCUGUACUUGGAACUCUAAAUCCCCUGCAGUUCUCUCUUCCUGUGGUGAGCAGCACAGCUCCCCUAACAGGAAGCACCUGCAACUUCUCCAGAGUCUCUGCUCCAGCCAUCAGUUCAGCAUGGCUACUGCCAUCAGCCUCUGGCACCUCUUUCCAGCCAGUCCUGGAAAGUGCCUACCAUUACCAACAUCCUAACACCACUAUGUUGCCUGGAGUUUCUGGCCAGAGCCAGAUCUCCACUUCAGCUGCUUCCCAUCCAGGUAUUUUUGAGUGGAACAUGGCAGGAAGCAGUGAAAAGAAGUCCUCUUUACUCAGAGACCUGACUGUGACUGUCACUGACCAGGAUGCAGCUAUUCCUUCCAUGUCUAUGGCAGCCCAGUAUGAUAAAACUUCAGAUGCCAAUAACAUGGUCUCUCUGUAUCCAUCAGUUUCUGCCAGCCUUGUUCAGGGCACACCAUCUCAGAUUCCAUAUCAGGGACAUAGUCUUUCAGUUCCCUACCAGGAAGGAAGCCAGGUAUAUUACUAUAAUCAAGGCACAUUGGGUCCUUUACUGAUUGGAGAACUGGACCCCCGCCUGCAAACCUGUGGCACAGUGUCAUACACAGGAAGUAGGACCGCUGCCCCUCAACCAGAAAUAGUAAUGGUACUCAAAGAGAUUCAGCCCACAAAUAUCCUACCACCAGCUUCCACCUCUGGAAUCUACUACUCUGUGCCUGCUCAACCCAUCACAGAAACAAGUUUUCAAGUGAUGGAGACUUCCCUGGGGAUGGAGAAUUCCCUGGGAUCACAACCUGUAAGUCAGACAUUUUGUCUGUCACAAACUCCAGAAUUCCCCAAGUCCUGCAGUAGCAGAAAUAUCCAGAUACUUGAGAGUAACACACCACCUGAACUUGGGGACAUUUCAAUGAUUGCUCCAGUCCAGAGUUCCAGUAAUCUCCUGGCACUGUCUCCAGCUCCAAGCCAGGAACAAAUGGAGAAUAAGAAUUUGGAUGAUAUUAAAGCCAAGCUUUCAGAGCCUCUGGAUGCCUAUGAGAUCCCAUUAGAAAACCAAGAUUCUCCACUACUCCCUUUAGAAAUCCCUGAUAUUCACCAGCUCUUGGCCUGCCUUGAUCCCACUGGCCAAGAGGAGCUGCUUGGUUUUGAAAACACUGAUCUGGGAAAGAAUAGCCUCAGUUUUGAGGACCUUGGGACACUUGAAGAUGAGACUGAAUCUAGCAGUAGUUUUGCAAACAUCGCUACGCCAGUGAAGGAUAUUGACAGUCCCCAGCUCUUUCACUCUUUGGAAAACUUAGAUCAACCGAAAGAUGUCACGGUGAUCAAAGUCACAGAUACCAGAACCAUCAAGGUGAAUCAGGUGCAGGAAAAGUUGGGUAUCAUAAAGGCUCCCUCUGAUCAACCCAGGAAUAACAAACAUAAAAUCUCUGAGCCUGUCAGUGAUGCUCCCAAGGUCAAAAUCCAGGCAAAGAACCCAGAGUGCCUAUUAGGGGGAGAAGUGGUUAUUUGUAAUGCUACAUUCAGAGACAGGGCUCCUGCAAACCCAGCCAAGCAUUCUAACAGCAAACCUCAGAAGCCUGCAUCUAGCGGAAUCAGCAAAACUAAGAGCCAUGGGCAGGAAAAGACCAAAAGGACCAGAGAAAACAGCUCCAAGAAAGCUGAAGAGAGUAAGCAGUCAGGGAACAAAGUGAAGGCAGACGUGAAGUCAACCAUUCCCAAGAUGAAGUGGAAGAAAAAUCAACUUGAGUUUAACCAAGAGGACUUUAAAAAGCCCCGAAGCUGCCUCGGCAUGCACAUGCUGGAGUCUGUGCAGGUUUUUCAUGCACUGGGGAAGAAGGAUGAUAAGAAAAUUGGACUCUCUUCCUCUCGGGCCCCGGGACGUUUAGGCAACUUCAAAGACCCCAGGCCAUCCUCAGCUAUCAAGCCAUGGCUGAAUACCUGCUGUGGGGGUAAGGGUCCUGAGAAAACUCAAGUCAAAGCCCAGAAACGAGAUGGCAAUGCUGAAAAAGAGUGUCCAUCUCCAUCCCAGUAUGAGCUGCCACCUCCUGGGAAGGUCAAGUUGAUACCUUUGCCUUUUCCUACCGUGGACAAGCCUAAAGCUCAACCUUUUUCUCGGAGGCCACAGCCUCUGGCCUCACACCGGCCUGCUGUGGCUUACCCUGCCCGGCCUGGUUCUACUAACUCAGGUCAACCUACUGCAGUCAAUUCAGCCUGGCCAGCUCCUGCAUCUUUGGCAGGUCCUGCCAAACCAGCUCGUCCAAUGUUGAUCAACCCAACCCGACCAGGUCUGACCAACUCUACCAGGCCUAGUGUCCCUCAGGCUCCGGCUUCUAGGCCUGCACCCUACAAAACUUCAUCUUGUGCUUCUCUCCAGCAGAAGCCCGUUUCCACUGCUGUGACCAAGCACCAGUCUCCACCCAAGUCUCAAAACCAAUUUCUACUCCAAGACUUCAGCUUCCAACCAAUUCCAUGGAGGAAACCCAAUGUUCCUGAGCCAGUCAUGUCAACGCCCAUCACAGAAGAGCAGAGGCCAGAGCGGGAGGCCAUGAAGAGGCAGGCCCAACAAGAGCGUGAGAUUGCUGCCAAAUACACCUCUUUGGGGAAAAUGCAAUUUUUCAUUGAGAGGGAAAGAGAAAUGGACAUUUCUCUAUACUACGGAUAUGCAAUGUAA